This is a messenger RNA of Capsicum annuum, 1845 nucleotides long. Its product is annotated as organic cation/carnitine transporter 7. Lineage: Eukaryota; Viridiplantae; Streptophyta; Magnoliopsida; Solanales; Solanaceae. The coding region runs from base 216 to 1685 and encodes 489 amino acids. The record is from RefSeq and is a predicted model, not a curated record. Gene Ontology annotation, biological process: transmembrane transport. Gene Ontology annotation, molecular function: transmembrane transporter activity. The transcript is spliced from 5 exons. Gene Ontology annotation, cellular component: membrane.
CGGAUUGUUAGGUUGUUAUAUUCACUUGAUAUGUAUGGGACUAAAUGUGAGCCAUUUGAAUUUUGAGCUCAUUGGAUCCUAGUCCUUUCUUCCACCUCAUUCGUCCCUCUGUCUUCACUUAUUAUUUGCCAAAUUCCUAGAUUUAUGACAAAAACCCCUCCCAUAUUUUUGUCAUCAAUCAGUGGAUUCAUUGACCGGAAUUUGGCGGGCUGGAGAUGGCACAACAGCAGCAGCAGCAGCGAGAUGAGGAAGACGAAAUUGUGUACACAUUGGAUGAAGCUCUAACAGCUGUGGGUUUUGGAAAAUUCCAGUAUUUUGUAUUGGGUUAUGCGGGUCUUGGAUCCAUGGUGGAUGCUGUUGAAGUUAUGAUUCUUUCUUUUAUUGGACCAGCUGUCAAGUCUCAAUGGGGACUUUCUUCUACCCAAGAAACUCUUAUUACUACUGUUGUUUUUGCUGGUAUGCUCAUUGGUGCUUACUUUUGGGGCAUUCUUGCUGACAAUUAUGGAAGAAGGAAAAGUCUUCUGACUGUGGCAAUAGUGACAACCGUCUGUGCAUUUCUGAGUUCCUUUUCUCCAAACUAUAUUUCACUGCUCAUUCUUCGUAUGCUGGUUGGAAUCGGUCUGGGUGGUGGGCCUGUAUAUGGAUCUUGGUUUCUAGAAUUCAUGCCUUCUAGAAAUAGGGGCAUUUGGAUGGUUAUCUAUUCAACCUUUUGGACAAUUGGAACAAUACUUGAGGCUUUAUUGGCUAUGAUUAUCAUGCCAAGACUAGGUUGGAGGUGGUUAUUGGCUUUAUCGUCUAUACCAUCAUUUGCAGCACUUCUCUUGUACGUUUUUACAGUAGAGUCUCCUAGAUAUCUAUGUGUUGAAGGUAGAAUAAGUGAUGCACAUGAUAUUUUGAGGAAAAUAGCUGUUGUCAAUCAGACAAAACUUCCCCCUGGAAUGCUUGUUUCUGAUCAAGUGACAGAGUUGAAUGAGGAAUUGCUUGGGUCGAAAGCAAACAAAAUCUUCAAUUUUAAGAAAGGAUUGUCUUCAUCCCUGAUGCUUUUAUCCCCAAAUUUACUACGAAUUACCCUUCUCAUGUGGGUGGUUUAUUUCGGAAAUUCAUUCUCCUAUUAUGGCAUUAUAUUGCUGACAUCACAGUUUAGCACUGGGGAAAAUAGAUGCUUCUCAGUUGCUUUGCAUGUGAAAAAUGAUUCAAGCCACUAUAGAGACGUGUUCAUCACUAGCCUUGCUGAGCUUCCUGGACUUCUUAUUUCAGCUCUAAUAGUGGAGAAAGCUGGUCGGAAAGUUUCAAUGGCACUGAUGUAUGUCUUGGGCUCCCUAUUCCUUUUUCCACUUCUUGUACCUCAGAAUGAGGUAUUAACAACAGCAUUGCUCUUUGGAGCUCGUAUCUGGAUCGUAGGGACCUUCACUCUUGCUGGUGUCUAUUGUCCAGAGAUUUAUCCAACCUCAGUGAGAUCAAUGGGUUGUGGAGUUGCAAGUGCUGUGGGAAGAAUAGCAGGGAUGGUCUCUCCUAUAGUUGCAGUGCAAUUGGUUAGAGGUUGCCAGCAGAUGGCUGCAAUUCUUUUAUUUGAAGUUGUUAUAAUUUUAUCAGCAAUUAGUGUUCUCCUCUUUCCAGUUGAGACCAAAGGGCGUGAAAUUGUUGAUCAUGUCUCUUUUGUAGGAAAUUGUAGUACCAAUUACUAGUUUAUGUUAAUGCGGGGAAUGGAUUAGCUUUAUAAUUCAUAUUGGUACGUGUAAAGGUGAUUUUAACUUUAACGAGUAUAAUUUCGUUAAUUAUGUAACAUCUUAUAUUAUCGAUGUAUAGAUAUAACCUAAAUCCAUUAUUUAUUCUGGACUAAUUUUC